Molecule: messenger RNA, 802 nt
Organism: Dreissena polymorpha
Lineage: Eukaryota; Metazoa; Mollusca; Bivalvia; Myida; Dreissenidae
Exons: 2
Coding region: 54-479 (141 amino acids)
Source: RefSeq, a predicted model, not a curated record
UAGUCGAAAAUAUAUGUAAAGAGAGUCGCGUCAUGAAAGCAGUGUAUAUAUAAAUGACACCCGACUGUAUUGGAACGCAGUCUUCGCUGAUGAUCAACAUCAAAAUGAAGGUUCUUGCUGUGUUUUUCGUUGCUUGCGUAGCCAUCGCUGUGGGAUCUGAUUAUGUGAUUUACGACUCGACAUCUCAGCCUAAAUGCACGCUGGUUGGACCACGUACAAGGAGGAGUGAUUGUCGCUGGCAUGCAGGUCUAGACAUGGUGGACCAAGUCAUUGAGGGAGGUCGCAUCAUCGCGUACAAGAUCCAGUGGUUUGCCGGACACUGGUCUGACUGGUUCGUUCCUGGCCUGAACGACCUCGACGGCAAGUUCAACGUCGACGCCUCGCCUUGCACCCCUCCAGUCAAGGCCAAAUCGUUGAGAAGAUUUUGGUCCUAUUUCUACGACCACAAUCACCAGUUCAUCAUUUGUAAGCCGAAUUGAUCUGAAGAGCGCACACAAAAUACAAGUCAAAUUUGAUAUUAUACUUGAACUUUUAAACAAUCUUGUAUUCCAUCAUCGGCAUGUGUUUUCUAAUACAUAGAGUGAGCCUUAUUUAUUUAUCUUAACAAAUGUAAAGAUAUUAUAAACUAUAUAAUCAUUUGUGUCAAAGUUCAUGAUAUGUACGGCAAAUUAAAAGGAUUUUACGGUAAUAAGGACAUCUAAGCAUCAUACCAAAUAUGUCGAUAUUUUUUAUUUUGCGAACAAAUCUUAUUCAACUAAUGUACAAUACAUAGUGUACAUUCAAUAAUAGUAAAGAAUGGCAA